AUAUCUGGACGCUUGCAUAGCAUCAAAAACACAACCAUCUCCUCCAGUAGCCCAAUCUCCUUGAAAAAACUACGUUUCCCAUUGCCAAAGCAAUACGGAUGGACACCAGCAGCGGCAGCAUACACGUCGUGAUGCUGCCAUGGCUGGCCUUUGGUCACAUCCUCCCCUUCACGGAGCUCGCGAAGCGCAUAGCUCGGCAGGGCCACCGGGUCACCCUCCUCUCCACGCCAAGAAACACCCGUCGGCUAAUCCGAAUCCCUCCGGACCUCGCCGGCCUAAUCCGCGUCGUGGAUGUGGCCCUGCCGUGCGUCGAGCGCCUGCUGGGGGAUGCCGAGGCGAGCAUCGACCUUCCCUCCGACGACCUCCGCCCGUACCUGCGCCGGGCCUACGACGCCGCCUUCGCCGGCAAACUGACGGAGAUCCUGCAGGAGCCGGAGCCGUCGAGGCCGGACUGGGUCCUCAUCGACUACGCGGCGUACUGGGCGCCCGCGGCCGCUGCGAGGCACGGUGUGCCGUGCGCGUUCCUGAGCCUGUUCGGCGCCGCGGCGCUCAGUUUCUACGGCCCCGCGGAGGGGCUCUUGGGACGCGGGAAGCACGCCAAGACGAAGCCGGAGCACCUCACCGUGGUCCCCGACUACGUGCCGUUCCCGACCACCGUCGCGUACCGCGGCUACGAGGCGCGUGAGAUAUUCAGGCCGGGCUUGAUCCCGGACGACUCCGGCGUGUCGGAGGGAUACCGGUUCGGCAUGUGCAUCCAAGAGAGCCAGCUCGUGGGCAUCAGGAGCAGCAGAGAGUUCGAGCCGGAGUGGCUGCAGGUGCUCGGCAAGAUCUAUCAGAAGCCGGUGAUCCCGGUUGGGCUGUUCCCUCCAUCACCAACACCAGACGUCGCCGGCCACGAGGCAACGUUGCAAUGGUUGGAUAGGCAGGUCCCAGGCUCCGUCGUGUACGCGGCCUUUGGCAGCGAGGCGAAGCUGACAAACGCGCAGCUACAAACAAUCGCGCUCGGCUUGGAGGCUUCCGGCCUGCCGUUCCUCUGGGCAUUCAGGCCGCCAGCCGACGCCGAACACAGAGAAGGCACGGGCGGGUUGCCGGAAGGCUUCGAGGAGCGGGUCAACGGCCGGGGACUCGUCUGCCUCGGCUGGGUGCCUCAAGCUAGGUUCUUGGCCCAUGAAUCGAUUGGGGGGUUCUUGACCCACGCCGGCUGGAACUCCGUAACCGAGGGCCUCGUGCUCGGCGUCAGGCUGGUGCUGCUUCCACUGAUAUUCGAUCAGGGCCUCAACGCCAGGCUUCUGGAGGAGAAGAAGAUCGGCAUCGAGGUUGCGCGGGACGAGGAGGACGGCUCAUUCGAAGCCGAAGACAUUGCAGCUGCUCUGAGGAGGGUCAUGGUAGAGGACGAAGGCGAGGAGUUCGGGGCUAAGGUAAAGGAGCUCGCAAAAGUGUUUGGAAAUGAUGAGGUGAAUGAUCAGUGCGUGCGAGAUUUCCUCAGGUGUCUAUUGGAAUACAGCAAGCAGCAACAACGAUAGUUCCAUUUUAGGGCUGUAAGUCAUACUAUUUGAUCAGAAAAGGGCAAGGAAAGGGAAAGGGUUUCGAACCAUUUCAGGCGUGAUGUAAUAGUAGCAAGAUUGCGCCAUUAUGUCAAAUAAAGACAGAAAAGCGAUGCGGGAAUACCAUGUUCAAAGUGGAAGCAUCUUUCGGUUUCCAUGAGAAGGCAGGUACUCUUUGUCCGAGAUUUUCUGAAGUUACUGGUCAUCACACUUCAGUAAACCGUGUUGUUCCAUUGACAUGCGAAAACACCAUGAUUGUGUGCUCAGCUAUUAUCAAAUCAACGGAUCACGGUCCAGCCGAUCCACACAGUCAAAAUUGUCGCCACGCGUCACUCAACAUCAACUUCUGUACAACCGCAGACCAUCCUUCUCGCUGAAUCCAGUGGUAAGUAUAAAUGAUCAAUGGUGCAGAACAAUUCACCGAGGAACAAGUCUUGGAGUUCCAUCAUCCCAGGAAGGCGCUCGAUGACGUGGCAAAGGAAAACUGCACCACAGAAUCCUUUCCCAGUGGCACCAUCUGUAUUGUUAGCGAAGUCUUUAGCCUUACCCCUCAAAAUCUUAAAUGUUCUUGGCGACUGUCAUCGAAUGCUUAUGCACAAAGUAUCUUAGCUUGAACUCCUGCAAAGAAUAGUUAU
Messenger RNA from Phragmites australis (common reed), 2179 nucleotides. Its product is annotated as UDP-glycosyltransferase 91C1-like. The record is from RefSeq and is a predicted model, not a curated record. Lineage: Eukaryota; Viridiplantae; Streptophyta; Magnoliopsida; Poales; Poaceae. The transcript has a single exon. Bases 99 to 1523 code for a protein of 474 amino acids. Gene Ontology annotation, molecular function: UDP-glycosyltransferase activity.